Molecule: messenger RNA, 420 nt
Organism: Encephalitozoon hellem ATCC 50504
Lineage: Eukaryota; Fungi; Microsporidia; Unikaryonidae
Product: RNP domain-containing protein
Exons: 1
Coding region: 1-420 (139 amino acids)
Molecular function (GO): RNA binding
Source: RefSeq, a predicted model, not a curated record
AUGAAAGAUACAGCCUUGCAAGCACCUUUUGACAAGCAUCUUUCGCCUACGGUACCCUAUGUUCCACAGAGAAGAAGGACAACCUCUCCAAGGAUAGAAGGCAUAUCGAGGUUUAUGACACAUCCAAAAAUUCCAGCUAGGAGCAAUGAGCUAUUUGUAGCAGGAACAACGACGAAGCAGGCUCUAGAAGAGGCUUUCCGCGAGAUCGCGCCCGUAAAAAACAUCAAGAUACUCAAGAAUUAUGCCUUCAUAUCAUUUGACGACGAUGCAAACAUAGAGCACAUAUCCGGAAAGUACUAUGAUGUAGGAGGAAAGUCUGUAUAUAUCGAGUAUGCAAGAGGAAACGACAUCAGGUUUAUACCCACCAGGCUCAGAAAUAGGGCUAACCUAUGGCACAACCGUAAAAAUAAAUUCAAAUAA